AUGGAGGAUCUGGAAAGUGAGAAGUAUACAGUUCACGACCCCUGUGUGACCUGGUUGGAUGAGAAUGAGGUUGCUCUCAGAACCAGAGAGGGUCAUGUCCUGUCCUACAGCCUCCACUCCAACAUCACAGCUACCCUGCUGGACAACAGCUCUUUAGAUUUGACUUACACAAAGUUCCAUGUGUCUGCAGACAAGAGGUUUGUCUUGUUGACAUACAACAUUCAACCGAUUUUCUCUCAGUCCUUCACAGCCUCUUAUGCCAUCUACAAUGUGGCUAAAGGGGUUCUGUUGGAGCUUAACCCUCCAGCGGGGGAGAAGGCAUUGAUACAGUAUGCAGCCUGGGGACUGCAGGGGAACCAGCUGGCCUUUGUGUUUGAAGGCGAUAUCUACUACCAGACAGAAGUGAGCAGUAAACCUCUCCGCCUCACAGCUACAGGCAGAGAGGGGCUGGUGGUCAACGGGCUGAGUGACUGGAUUUACGAGGAGGAAGUGCUCUUGACUUACCCUGCCAACUGGUGGUCGAAAGAUGGAGCUCGCUUGGCAUACCUCACCAUCAACAACUCUGCCACACCGCUAAUGGAGAUACCUCACUUCUUGGGUGGGGUCUAUCCCUCCAAUGUGUUCUUUCCUUACCCCAAGGCUGGCUCCACCAUCCCCACUGUCAGUCUGUUUGUGGUGAAUCUCUAUGGUCCAGCUCACACUCUAGAGAUGAUCCCUCCAGACUCUGUCAGGGCCAGAGACCGCUACAUCUCCAUGGUGACAUGGAUCAGCAGCACUCAGUUGGCGGUACGUUGGUUGAACCGGGCCCAGAACCAAUCAGAGCUCUGUGUGUGUGAGGCCACCACUGGGGCAUGCUCAAAGGAGGUGCCAUUGUUUUCAUCUGAUGGCUCUUGGUUUUAUUUGACGUUGCCAGCCAAGCAGGGUGCCCGGGGGGAGUUCCGCCACAUUGCCAGUCUGCCAGCCCAGCCUGCCAUCCCCUCUGUCCCUCCUCGCUUUCUGACGUCCGGGAACUGGGAUGUCACUGUGCUGUGUGCCCUGGAUGAGGACAAUAGGAAAAUCUACUUCCUCAGCACAGAAGAAUCCAGACAGAGCAGACACCUGUACAGUGCGGACUUUGAAGGGAUCUUCCAACGCCAGUGUCUGACCUGCAACCUUCUAGAUGACUGUAGCUUUUUCAAAGCAGUGUUCAGCCCCAAUCAGACAUAUUUCACACUUUAUUGCCUAGGCCCCGGAGUCCCCAAGGUGACAGUACACAACACGAAGGACCCCUCCAGUGAGUCUGGAUCUCCUUUAGGAUACAUAGUUCUGGAGGACAACACACCUCUCUCUGAGACCCUAGAAGGGAAGAGACUCCCAGAGACGGUCUUCAAGACCCUCGCAGCUGACAACCAUGAUCUACACCUGAAGCUGUCUCUGCCCCAGGGUUAUGAGGCCCACCUUCUCCCUCUACUCAUCAUUGUGGACGGAGUUCCAGGCAGUCAGUCGGUGACGGAGGAGUUUACUAUGGGAUGGCCUGAGGUGCUCGCCAGCACACAUGACAUGGCGUUAGCCUGGGUGGAUGGAAGGAGUGGGGUCGGCCGGGGGCAGAAGAUUAGCAGUGUGGAUCCCCGCAAGCUCAGCUCCCUCAGAGUCAAAGAUCAACUAGGAGUCGUAGAGUGGUUGAUGCAAUUGCCUUACAUUGAUGAUCGGCGGAUUGCCCUGUAUGGCAAGGCAUUUGGUGGUUAUUUAUCCCUCAAGAUGCUAGCUGCGACUGAUCAGCUGUUUAAAUGUGCAGCCGCUGUGGCUCCCAUAACAGAUUUCAAACUCUACAGUGCUGCCUUCUCAGAGAGGUAUCUAGGUCUCCCAGCAAAGGAGGAGCACACUUACCUGACGGCAUCUGUAUUGGAAGAUGUUCACAAGCUUAAAGACGAGAAUUUCCUCUUACUGCAUGGGACUGCAGACGCACGGGUCCACUUCCAGCACAGUGCAGAGCUCCUGAGCCGCUUGGUGAAGGUGGAGGCCAACUACUCCCUGCAGCUGUACCCAGACGAGGGCCACAUCCUGAAGGAGCGGCGCAGCAUCCAGCAUUCCCAACGGACCUUGGUGCACUACCUCCAGACCUGCCUGAGACACAACCCCCUCCUGGCCUCCAUAGAGGAGCCAGAUGAGGAUGAGGAGGACGACUGAGUACUCCCACCUCUGGUACUGGAGAAACAUACUGAGAAGUGACGACUACUCAAAGUCAGACUACUACUAAACACUAGUCUCUUCCCACAGCCACUGACUAGACACAAGAGCACGGGAGUGUGGACCAAGAAUAUCAGAUCACAGCCUACUGUUAUCAGUUCACAGCAACUUUGGAAAUAUACAAUUUCUUCCCAACAUUGUUUGUACUGUUUGAAUUGUUGUCCCUGAUUCUUUACACUGUGUGGAUCCAUUAUCCAAGAAGUGACCAUGGCCAGGCCAAAUGUUGAUUCUUCUUAAAGUUUACAAAAUAGCCUGAACAUGCAUGUCGUAAAGGCUGCAUGAAGCAGAGUGGUUUACAAUGCAUUCUUCUAUGUUUCGUUAUCCUGCAUAUCUUAACUUUGCUUAACUUAUUACAGCUAAAAUCAGCCUGCUAUGCUGUUAUGUAACACAUACAGUGGGGCAAAAAAGUAUUUAGUCAGCCACCA
Messenger RNA from Salvelinus namaycush (lake trout), 2651 nucleotides. RefSeq names its product inactive dipeptidyl peptidase 10-like. The record is from RefSeq and is a predicted model, not a curated record. The coding region runs from base 1 to 2166 and encodes 721 amino acids. Gene Ontology annotation, molecular function: dipeptidyl-peptidase activity; serine-type peptidase activity. Lineage: Eukaryota; Metazoa; Chordata; Actinopteri; Salmoniformes; Salmonidae. The transcript is spliced from 22 exons. Gene Ontology annotation, biological process: proteolysis.